This is a messenger RNA of Danaus plexippus (monarch butterfly), 2720 nucleotides long. RefSeq lists its product as uncharacterized. The coding region runs from base 107 to 2635 and encodes 842 amino acids. The record is from RefSeq and is a predicted model, not a curated record. Lineage: Eukaryota; Metazoa; Arthropoda; Insecta; Lepidoptera; Nymphalidae. The transcript has 3 exons.
UUAUUCUUUUGUUUGUCUAUGACAAUCAAAAUUUCAGGUAUGUUUAUUAAAGGAAAUUAAAAAAAUAUUCUAUUAAAAUUUGGUCCCAUCCCCAUACUUUAUAACCAUGAGUAAACAGGAUGAUGGUCUGUUCCUCUUAGAGGUGCUUGUUGAUAAAAUAGUUUUCGUUAAGAGUCCUUGUUUUUCUGACAAGGAUUUCAGAACUUGUGUUAACAUUGAAUGUCCAGGAGUUGAGCCGCUGGAAAUAUGUGAUGAUGAACCUAACGCUUGUGUAGCCAAAAGCAGUGGUCCAUUUAUAAAAUUGUUUAACAAUGGAAAGUCUUGUUUAUUUUCUCUCAAACAGAGUGAUAUCUCAGCAGCUUUAAAUAAGUUUCCAGUACAAGUCACUGUGUAUAAAUCAUUACCAUGUGGUUGUUUACCCACGAAAAUCAUUAUGGGAGAGUGCACUAUAGACAUGACAAAGGAAUUUGUCGAAGCACGCAACACGUUUCUGGAAGAUCCUACAAAUGUCAGCUAUCAAGCCCUCAAAGAUUCAUUUCGAAUUGUUGGACCAGACGAUGCAGAAACUGGCGAAAUAGUUAUGUUUUUACGUAUAUCCUGUUUCGGCAAUAUGAUAAUAACAAGGUUUCAAGGACCUGGUGGGCCACCUAACAUAGGAGGAAAAAAGAGUUCUACGAUUGUCGAUAGAUCCUGCACCCCUAGAAAAGAUUACCAAAGCAUGCAAGAUCCUUGUGCUUGCGGAGCAGCACGGGGAAUAAGCAGUGGCGCAGGUGCUGCUGGUGGAAGAGGACAACCUUGUAACGUCAGUGGCGGAACUGGUGUUUGUCCACCGGCCAGGGAUCCUUACAACAGUAUGCCCUGCCAGGAUCUUGACGACCCAUGUUAUUGUUCCGGUCCGAAACAAGAGCCAAAACAACAAAUGGUGUGUCGAAACACCGAUCAGUACUGUUUACACGUCCCAAAAGGUAACCCGCCAAGAUUGCCGAAUAGCCAAGAAUUUACGAAUGACAUGACAUGGUGUAAAAUAAAAAGAAAAAUUCCAAACACAUCCCCGUCUUUAUAUCUUUACAGUGAUGUUGAUGGCUGGAAAAUAAUAAAAGGACCAAAAACACCCUUACGAGUUGACUAUAAUACACUUUCAAGUUCUACUUUUAGAACAGAAGAGUUUGUGAAACGUAUGACUCACUGUAAUAAUGUCAACGUUUUGGGAACUUACAAUUCUGCAAUGAAUUUACAAAUGCCUAUAACUUCGUUGUUUAGUCAUAGUUCAUAUGGAUCAAGAGAUACUUUCGUUUAUAUGACUUUGUCGAAUAACCUGUAUCAUAAAAAAUCCUCAGCAACGCAAGCCACUGCUUCUAUAAACAAAUGUUUUCAAGUGUAUGAUUGGAAAAAUAAUAUGACCAGCAGUACCGUUUCUACAUCGGAUUAUCACUCUACGUGCACUAUGUCAACAUUAUCCAAUCGAACUAAUCAAGACUCGGAACAUAUUCGAUAUCCUAGAGUAUAUUUCUUUGGCCGAAAGAAAGACGAAAAGAAACAAAAAGGGAUGGGACCAAGAGAUUCACACACCAAAAUUCACAGGACAAACCAAACUACAAACACUGCUACCAAAACUUGCGACUCUAAAACAAGCUUACAAUGUUGUUCUAACUCUAAUAUGAAAACUUCGUGCAUGACUACAAAACGAUCACUGCCAUCGAAGGCUUCUAAAACUGCAGCCACCUCAGUAGGAUCUACUAAAACCGUCACUAUAAAAGAAGAAAAACCACAAAAACCCUGUCCAGCCCUGGCAACUACUAAAGGAGAUAUGAUGGUGACUGUUUCACAUAUCAAAAUAGGACCGAAAGAAUCUUGUCCAGUGCAUGGAAGUGAACCCUGUCAAGGACCUAAGUGUGUUUUGGCAUCCUCAGGACAGGAACAAGCUCCCGUCAAAAUAACUUCGGUAAACAAUCCAAGAAGAGGUGUAUUCGAAGUUGUGGUGCGUAGGCUUACUGGCGCCCCACUAGCGAAAAAUGAACUAAUGCUAGAAUGGACUCCACCUCCCUCUCGGCCUGCGCCAUGUGGGAUACCCUGUCCUUCGAAUUGCUUCGCGCCAGGCACGUAUCGACCAUCGAGAUGCAAAUUAGUUAUUUGCCGCCCUUCCCCUUGUCAACCUAAGUGUUCUAAAAAAAAACGCUGUGUACGACCUCCGUGUCGUAAGCCAUGUAAUAAAUGUUGCAAGCCAAUGUGUGCAAAAACAUGUUUUCCCCCAUGUAGACCCUGCUCUCCCCCAAGAUGCUCUCGUUGUACUCCUUCAAUAUGUGGAUCCUGCUCUCCGCCACCUUGCUCACCACCACCUUGCUUCAACCCUCCAUGUUCUCCAUGCAAAAGUUCUCCAUGCUUGCGCCCUUGCCCUGUAGGAUAUAAACGUCCUCGCAAGUACCGAAGUCAGCCUAAAAUCAAAUCACACAAAAAGAGGAAAUCACCGUGCGCAAAUAGUUCACAGGCAUGUCCUAUAGUUAAAUGCCGCAGUAUAGCUGGACCGUGCAUUGCCUGUUGCACCAUCCCACCUAUUUGUUUUCCUAGAAAAAGUUGCUCUACGCUUCCUUGUAAACCACUAAAAUGUAUGUCGAGCUGUUCUUCCUGCUGCGGUUAGAAUAAUGCCAUAUAUAUACAAAGAUCUCAUUUUCAUACGUUUGGUGACUUCAUUUCCUAAUGAAUAAUAAAUACAUUACGACACA